AUGUUUUUUCUACAGCCUAUCUACCAGUACUUUAAUCCACAGUCAGCGCCGCGAUUCUCUUCCAUGAGUGUGCCACAGAACGAAUCCAAGUGGUUCCGUCUACCGACGGAUGUGCGUCCCAUACACUAUGACCUUACACUUUUUUCAGAUCUUGAACAGCUUCAAUUUCAGGGCGUCGCGGACAUUGCCUUGGAUGUGGGACGCGAUACUCAGACCCUCUCAUUCAACAUCGGUAAGGGCCUUGACCUAAGUCAUGUGCUAGUAUCGUACAACCAUCAGCAGCACGUUCUGAUACCAUCCAUUGACAUGCCGCAUGAGCGUGUAACGGUGUCCCUUCCGGAGCCUGUCACAAAAGGCACAAACCUUUCGCUCGUUGUGGGCUAUAGGGGUGCUAUCGACCAGAGCAUGAUGGGCUAUUAUCAAUCUACGUGGCAUCAUGAGGGACGGACAGGAAAUUAUGCCCUCACACAGUUCGAGCCAACUUCAGCGCGCCGCGCUUUUCCAUGCUGGGAUGAACCUGAGCUCAAGGCCACAUAUUCAUUCCGUAUGCUGCACCGCGAGUCCACGACGGCUCUAGCAAACAUGCCCAGUGUGCAAACCAAAGCCGUUGAGAAAGAUGCUGUGGCAAAACUGCUACGCGUGGAUGAACUGAAGCUGGAGGCGCCGGAUUUGGGCAACGAUGCUUGGGUUCUGACAGAAUUUGCUAAGACACCAAAGGUAUCAAGUUAUCUAGUGGCAUGGGCAAACGGUGUCUUUGAACACAUUGACGGCUCUUUUACAUCACCUCUCACUGGUAAGAAGGUACCAAUGCGAGUGUAUACGACACCCGAGUAUAUUCAUCAGGCCCAGUACGCGCUCGAAGUGAAGCAGAAGGUGCUACCUGAAUAUGAGAAAGUGUUCGACAUUGCUUACCCGCUGCCCAAACUCGACACACUUGUGGCGUCAGACUUUGAUGCUGGUGCAAUGGAGAACUGGGGUCUGAUCACUGGGCGUACAUCCGUGUUUUUGUACGACGAAAAGUCCGGUCUCCAGGGUAUGAAGACGACGGCCGCUGUCCAAUCACAUGAGGUCGCACACAUGUGGUUUGGUGACAUCGCAACAAUGGCAUGGUGGGACAAUCUGUGGCUUAACGAGGCGUUUGCCACACUCAUGGGCGAGGUGAUUAUCCUUGAUCGCGUAUUCCCCGAGUGGAAGAGUGCUAGCGAGUUUAUCGUUUCGCAUUUGAACCGAGCGCUUGAUCUGGAUGGAAAGCGUUCGUCACAUCCAAUCGAGAUUCCACUCCAGGGCGAAAAUGUCGAAGAUGCCGUGAACCAAGUCUUUGACGCCAUCUCCUACUCAAAAGGUGCGAGUGUAUUGCGCAUGUUGUCGAAGAUGCUAGGCGAAGAUGUGUUUUUGAAGGGUGUAAGCCUGUACUUGAAAAAGCAUCUCUACGGCAACACGGUCACGAGCGACCUCUGGGACGGCAUUAGUCAAGCCUCUGGUCGCGACGUGAAUGCCAUCAUGUCAAACUGGGUUCUCAAGCAGGGCUUUCCAGUACUGACUGUGUCUGAAGGCUCAAACUCGAUUCGAGUUCGUCAGAAUCGCUUCCUUGCGACAGGUGAUCCAACACCUGAGGAAGACGAGACCCUGUGGCAGGGACCCUUGGCGCUCAAGGUAGUCAAGGACAGUAAGCCCACUACAGACUAUGAUGCAAUGCUGAAUGGGGAGCGCGAAAAGGAGAUUCCUUUGCCCGAUGCGAGGAACAGCGUUUGGAAACUCAAUGCCGAAACCAUCGGUGUGUAUCGCGUCGCGUACUCUCCUGAGCAUUUGGCGAAGCUUGGCAAGGCUGCCGCGCAGAAAGACAGCGCGUUUUCCCUUGAAGAUCGUGUCGGCCUCGUCAGCGAUGCAUUCACGCUUGCACAAGCUGGCUACUCCAAAACGUCUGGUGGUCUGGCUCUUAUGCACGCUCUUCGCGGAGACGACAGCUCCUUGGUUAAUACGGCUGCCGCACUCAACCUUGCAAAGCUUGCUAGUGUCUGGUGGGAACAGCCUGAACCCGUGCGUGAGGGUAUUAACAAGUUCCGUGCUGAUGUGUUUGGUCCUAUGGCUCGCGAGCUGACAUUCGAGUUUGGAGGGAAUGACUCGAGUGAGUUGCGUGAGUUGCGUGAGACAGUCAUUUCGGCAGCGGCUUCAGCUGGUGAUGAGUGGACAAUCAGCGAGAUUCGCCGUCGCUUUGCGCCUCUCCAAGAAAAGGGCGAUUACAGUCUAAUUCACCCAGACUUGUUGCGGACAGUACUGGCACAAGCCAUUAAACAUGGAGGUGAGAAGGAGUACGAAACCGUUUUGAGUAUCUAUCGCUCGCCACCGACGCCUGCACACAAGACAUCAGCGAUGAUCGCACUUGGAAAUGCACAAGAUACUGCAUUGCUUCAACGGACAUUUGAUUUCUUGUUCAGCGGCCAUGUGAAAACGCAAGACUUCAUGUACUUCUUCGCAUCCCUGUCAUCGAACCCACGCUCACGGCGCACUCUGUGGGAAACUGUCAAAGCACGCUUCGACGAACUUGUUAAGUCGUUCGAGGGCAACUUCUCUCUGGCGAACUUGAUCAAAUCGUCCAUCAGCACGUUCACAUCAGACAAGGAUGCAGCCGACAUCCGGCAGUUCUUCGAGAAGCGCGAUACGUCCAAGUUUAGUAUGAGUCUCGCUCAAGGUUUAGACUCUGUUCACGCCCAAGCGCGCUGGCUUGAACGUGACGUGACCGACGUGCAAUCAUGGCUCCAAAGUAAGGGUUACAUGUAG
Molecule: messenger RNA, 2778 nt
Organism: Malassezia globosa CBS 7966
Lineage: Eukaryota; Fungi; Basidiomycota; Malasseziomycetes; Malasseziales; Malasseziaceae
Exons: 1
Coding region: 1-2778 (925 amino acids)
Biological process (GO): peptide catabolic process; proteolysis
Cellular component (GO): cytoplasm
Molecular function (GO): metalloaminopeptidase activity; zinc ion binding; peptide binding
Source: RefSeq, a predicted model, not a curated record